AUGGCAUCGACUUCUGUAGAUCUCCUCAUUGCAGGCGCAGGUCCAACUGGACUUGGUGCAGCUAAGCGUGCCCAAGAGCAAAAGGCGAAUUUUGUACUCGUUGAUAAAGCAGCAGAAGCAGGUGGAUUAGCUUCUACAGCUAAAACGGAUCAAGGAUUCCUCUUCGACGUCGGUGGACACGUCAUAUUCUCACAUUACGCAUACUUCGACGAUGUUAUUCACGAGGCUCUCCCAAAUGAAUCUGAUUGGUUCACCCAUGAACGUGUUUCCUAUGUUAAGUCUAGAGGCAAAUGGGUACCAUAUCCAUACCAGAACAACAUAUCAGUCAUUCCAAUUGAAGACCAGUCAAAGGCUAUUGACGGUCUCAUUGAUGCUGCAGUCACUCGCGCCCAGACUCCUCACAUCAAGCCUAAGACUUUUGACGAAUGGAUCGUUAGACAGAUGGGUGAGGGUAUCGCUGAUAUCUUUAUGCGUCCAUACAACUACAAAGUCUGGGCCGUACCAACAACACACAUGCAAUGCAAUUGGCUUGGUGAGCGUGUUGCUGCGCCUAAUCCAAAGCUCGUGAUUCAGAACGUCUUACAUAAGCGUACUGCCGGUAACUGGGGUCCUAAUGCUACAUUCAAAUUCCCUGCUCGUGACGGUACUGGUGGUAUUUGGAAGGCGGUUGCCAAGACUGUCUCGCCAAACUACUUGCGUUUCGGUGAAGAGAAUGGUAUCAUUUCAAUAGACGCAAAGGGUAAAACAGUCUCACUCAAGUCAGGUGAGACUAUCAAAUACAAGAAGUUCAUUUCAACAAUGCCAAUCGAUUACACAUUAUCAAUUACCAAGAAUGUUGAUGGUAUUGAUGGCGCUAAGAAAGCUGCAAAUGAUGGUUUGGUUUACUCAUCCACUCACGUCGUCGGUGUCGGCUACAGAGGCGUGCCACCACCAGACAUCAAGGGAAUGUGCUGGUUGUACUUCCCAGAAAAUGACUGUCCAUUCUACAGAUGUACUGUCUUCUCGCUCUACUCGCCAUAUAACGUACCAGGCGAAUCUCACAAGACCAAGACAAUCCAAAUGUCAGACAACUCAAAGCCAGUGACUGACAAAUCAGAGCGUCCAGGUCCUUACUGGUCACUCAUGUUUGAAAUUUCAGAGUCACAUAUGAAACCCGUAAACCACGACACAAUAAUACAAGACACGAUAAAGGGUGCUGUUGCGACUGGUAUGUCUAGAGGAGAUGAUGAAGUGGUCUCCAUCUACCACGAGCGUUUCGACCAUGGAUACCCGACACCAUCAUUGGGUAGAGAUGAUGCUCUCAAGCAGAUAUUACCUGUGCUCGACCACCACGACAUACUUUCUAGAGGUAGAUUUGGUUCUUGGAAGUAUGAAGUAGGCAAUCAAGAUCACUCAUUUAUGCUCGGUGUUGAGGCUGCAGAUUACGCUUUGUAUGGUGUGCCUGAGAUGACGCUCAAUUACCCAGACAUCAUCAACGGAAAACCAAACAAGGAACGUCGUCUGAAUAGGGAGAUGUAA
Molecule: messenger RNA, 1518 nt
Organism: Wallemia ichthyophaga EXF-994
Lineage: Eukaryota; Fungi; Basidiomycota; Wallemiomycetes; Wallemiales; Wallemiaceae
Exons: 1
Coding region: 1-1518 (505 amino acids)
Source: RefSeq, a predicted model, not a curated record